Wasmannia auropunctata (little fire ant) is the source of this 1236-nucleotide messenger RNA. RefSeq lists its product as uncharacterized. The transcript has 5 exons. The record is from RefSeq and is a predicted model, not a curated record. Gene Ontology annotation, molecular function: odorant binding; olfactory receptor activity. Gene Ontology annotation, biological process: detection of chemical stimulus involved in sensory perception of smell; sensory perception of smell. The coding region runs from base 1 to 1236 and encodes 411 amino acids. Lineage: Eukaryota; Metazoa; Arthropoda; Insecta; Hymenoptera; Formicidae. Gene Ontology annotation, cellular component: plasma membrane.
AUGCUCGAUCAGUCAAAGUCGAAGUUCAUCGAGCCCGCGACGGACGGCUGGAACUACAGCAUUCAGCUGAAUCGUUGGUUCCUGAAGCCGAUCGGCGCGUGGCCGUUGAUCCUCUGCGAGAGCACGAUGGAGAAGAUCAGUUGCAUGAUCCUGACGGUGAUCAGUUCCUUCCUCAUAUGUUUCCUGCUCAUCCCGUGCACUCUCUGCACUAUCCUAGUGGACACCGAUCUUGACACCAAGAUCCGGAUGAUCGGUCCGGUCAGCUUCAUCCUAAUGGCGGGGGUGAAGCAGUACAUCCUCAUCAUCCGCAGCGAGAAUAUCAGCGAGUGCUUUCGGCACGUCCGCGCGGACUGGGGCCGCGUGGCGCUGGUCCACGAGAGGGACCGCGAAAUAAUGGUGGACAACGCCAAGUUCGGCAGGUGGCUGUCCUCCGUCUGCGCGAUCUUCAUGUACUCCGCCGGCAUAUUCUUCACCACGGUGAUGCCGAUCUGCGCGAGGAGAACGGAGAUCAUUGACAACGAGACGGUGAGGUCGCUCUCCUUUCCGAUCUACCGCGGCCUAUUCGAUCCGCGCACUACGCCGUCCUUCGAAAUCGCGCAGUUCACGCAAGCUCUGGCUGGUUACGUCAUCUACACGAUCACCAUCGGCGUGUGCAGUCUGGCAGCGGUGUUCGUCAUGCACGCCUGCGGGCAGUUUCGGAUACUCAUGCUGAAGAUGGACGAUCUGGCGGACGGUAAAGAGAGGAAGAGUGCGAGCAGCACGCACGAGGGAAGACUCGGCGACAUUGUGAAACAUCACAUCAGAAUACUCAGUUUUAUUACUCGCACUGAGGAGCUUUUAAACGAGAUGUGCCUCGUGGAUGUAGUCGGGUGUACGCUCAACAUAUGUUUUCUGGGAUUCAAUAUGAUGACGGAAUGGGAACAUCGUGAAACAUUAGGAACGAUGACAUUCUGUUCGUUACUCAUAUCUUUCACGUUCAAUAUUUUUAUCCUUUGCUAUAUUGGCGAAAUCCUUGCCGAACAGUGUAUACAAAUCGGCAUGAAGUCUUAUAUGAUAGAAUGGUAUCGUAUACCGAAUAAGGGUGCGCUCGGUUUAACGUUAGUAAUGGCUAUGUCCAAUGCCACAAUCAAACUCACAGCCGGAAAAUUUAUGGAUUUAUCCUUGGCCAGUUUUUGCAGCGUCAUGAAAGCGGCCGUGGCUUAUCUGAAUUUACUUCGUACUUUUUACGUUACGUAA